Phytomonas sp. Hart1 is the source of this 2949-nucleotide messenger RNA. Lineage: Eukaryota; Euglenozoa; Kinetoplastea; Trypanosomatida; Trypanosomatidae. The record is from the annotation of a GenBank genome assembly.
AUGGUUGAAAACACUAAAUGGGAGCCAAGUUCAAUAAACUCGUCGGUUAUACUUCAAAGGAACUUUAUAGGAACACUUACCUUAGCAAUUGGUACCUUAGGACUGACAGCAGCAAUAUAUAUUGUGAACUGGCGUCGGGCACCCAGCUUCAGUAUUCAAGGAAAUAAAGUCGGUGUUAAUGCCAACACACCAGCCGACGCGACAGGUCACGCUGGAACCGAAGGUAUUCAAGGUGGCUUAGCGGCCGUGAGAGCACAAAGAGCUACUUCACCUAGAUCGCAUGUUCUUUCCAAGUGCUACUUUAUGCUUCAAGCGGAGCGACACGUAAAGCGUAAUAAUAACAGCUUAGUCGAAUGGCAGGAUGAUGCCUUGGGUAUUAGCAUUCCUUUUUCGCCCAUACUAUUCACUAUCAAACAUGAGGGACGUCAAGCACCCAUGGUACUUUUGACAUUGUGCUACUUGCGACAAGAGGGUCAUCGAGUGACCAUUACAAUUGAAGAAACAUUUAGUGCUGAAACUGCAGAAAAUUAUCGCAAAAUGAGUCUUCUAAAAAUCGUUAAUUGCUCAAAAAUUUUGUCCACUUCCAUAACUCGUAUCGGUAACAACCAGUAUCCACAGGCAGAGUAUUGCUAUUUAAACGAAGAGAACCAGAUAGUGUAUGUGCUUUCUGUAUUUCUGACCCAUGAACGUCUUGCCCUGACACUUCAGUACAGCGCCAGCACUAGGGUGCGUGGGAUUCUGCCAACUGCCUUUAACGAACUUGUGCGUGCCGUUCGCUUUAGUCAACCACGACCGUCUCCGUCGUAUCUGUUGGUCUCCGAGCCCCGACUCGGGUUAGGCUUCCGUCUUCCGCUUGAUUUCCGUGUAUAUGAGGGGCUACCAGAAGGUAUUGAGGAAGCGUAUUACUAUUACAGACAUCACACCGACUGUGCUUCUGCGGAUAUUCAUACCUGUGGGGCUCGGGGGAGUGUCCCAUGGCAUGGCAGCGGAGCCGGUAUUACAUUGGGUUCUCACAAGGAUGCACAUUUUCAUCAACAUCGACACUUUGGUGAUAAUGACUAUUCUUCGUUCUUUUCACCAUUCACUACUGCCGUAGGUCGUGGUAUGCGUUGUAUGGGUAUAAUCGCUUGCUAUGAGCCGUCUAUUUCUACUUUUAUGGGCAAUAGCGACAGUUCUGACGGGAUGUCCACGCGACAGCAGUAUGCUUUUCAUUCUAGCUAUCUCAGGACUGCUGAGCUUGCCACUAUGCGGAAGAGUAAUGCUUUCGAUGGAAUGUCUAAUGCAACGUCUUCGACGUCGUGGCACAUCAGCCUUGAAAGGCAACUUCAAAUGAGCUUCCUACGGCUUGGCAUUCACACAGAAGAGCCUGUGCGUGUAACCUUCCGUGAUGAGGCCAAUAGUAAGAACGGGCAGGAGGAGAAUAUUUCAGCGGGCUGCAUCGUUAUCAGGCCCUACAGGCUUUUAUUGUUGAAGCAGGGGAACUUUUCUAAUCCCGAGGAUGAGGAGGAUGUCGCGCGCAACACGCUCUUGCUGCUGGGUUCUUGUUGUCUUCAAGAAGUUAGGCUUAACCCCGAUAGCCCAUGUUUGGGUCUCAUCUAUGACAAGACAUAUUGGGAGGAGGCUAUGUCGCAAAACGUCGAAAUUGCGCCAGAUGCGAGACUUCGCGCUUAUUUUGGUGCCUUUUAUAUACCUAUAGGAAACGAGUGUGUUAGCUUUUAUUUUUUUGCUUCAGUCAGCCACCAUAGUUUUGAAGAUUUCGCCAGCUUCUGCGCCGCAACAAUGCAGUCAAUGUCUCUAGGGAACCACAACGGCCAAACUACUUCCCUCUCGUACUGUAAUGUGCGACAUGUAUUGCAGCCAUUUUCAUUAAUUCUACGCCCGGGCUCCGACGUGGAAGAGCCUCAGCUGGGUGACCCACUUGUGUUAGUCCGCGUAGGAGAUGCUCCGUCUGUCGGUCCAGUGCUUGUGCGCAUGUUUCCCUUGCAAGAGCCAGCCGCCUCUGGACAUAGGCACGCCGCUUCUUUUACUCACGUAUCGCAAAUACCAAGUUCGAGGCUCUUUGAUAACGUUGGCAAUGACCUUGAAAGCAAUAUGCUUCCUCUUCCUUCUCCAUAUUUGUUCAAGACUACCAAACCCAGGGCACAUCACCGUAUGCUUGAAUACACAGUACACUGGCACCUUUCUCAGUUGUCCACAAAACCAGAUGGUAGCGGUGUGUGUAUAUUGCAAUGGGAGCCUUUGAUACUGAACUCUAUGCCCGCUCUUUUAUUCUGUUUUGAGCUGAAGCAUGACAACGAGAACGUCAUAAAUGAGCUUCGGUCAAGCACUGGGCCCCCUUAUAGGGAAGGGGAUGUCGGAUCAAAUGCCAAGAAGCACGUGUUAGAGGACUUAUCCAAUUUAGCAAACUUGGCAAAAGAUGAUAUCGACACUUGUUCAGAAGCUACCUCGGAGUGGCUAGUAAACCGUGCACUAUCCUUUGAGGAAGACAUGGGCUCGUUCAACCCUUUUAGCCAAUAUUAUCCACCACCACUUCCACCACCACCGGCGUACUCCGGCUUACGAUCGUUUCCCCAUAGUAAUCUAAAAAAUCUAUCAGAGAAGAAAUCUCAGGGUAACGUCAUGGAAAACACUCAAGCGAAUCCGCAUCGAACUUUAGGCUCUCGCAACGACACCUUUAAGGAAGACAUCGGUGGUAGCAACGGCAAAAGUCACGAAAUGCAAGCAAAAAUGAUGAAAUAUAUGUCUACCACUGUCUGUCGAUCAAAUUCGAUAGGUUCGCAGUGCAGAGAUUUAUCUGCAGAGGAGAAGACGUUACGUGUGGCUGUGGCGCUAUAUGCUGAGGGCAAUGCAUUUUUGUGCAUGGCGUCUGCUUCUAGGUAUUCAUUAACCACUGUGCAACAGAGCGUGCAGGCGUUGGCAUCUAAUUUUGUUUUACUUCAUUAUUCGUAA